CUUCCGGGGGAAUUUCAAAGGGGCGGGUUAAAGGAGAAAAGAAUGCAUUACAUUAGUUUAAAGAGAAAAUAAUCAGGAAAAGUUUGCUUAUUAAGGUGAAGAUGGCGUCUACGUCCACUUGGGCACAGGACUUGAUCACGUGUGAUCUUUGUGACAACCCCACCCAGCAGUUCUGUAACAGCUGUCAGGUCAGCUUGUGUGGGGGCUGUAUUAAUAAACAUGUAGAAAAUCUGAAGUCUGAAACACAUGACAUUGUUCCUUUUAAAGACAGAAGAGAACGGUUCGUAUUCUCCUCAUGUGCGUCCCAUCCAAACCAGAAAUGUGAGGGACAUUGCCAACAGUGUGAUGUCCCCGUCUGCUUCAGAUGUGUCACGGGUCCCCAUAGCGGCCAUGCUGUCAAAGAUAUGUCAGAGGUUGUACAACAGAUGAAAGAAGAAAUCAAAAAAGAAACAGAAGAAAUCGAGUAUUAUAUUUCAAGAUUCGCCCAAAGUGGAGCAGACAUUGAUCAGAAGAUAUCCAACUUGACUGAGAAAUUUAAAGCAAUGGAGAGAGAGGGAGAAAAUCUCAGAAAGAUCUGGCACGAAGAAGUGGAAAACAUUUUCGACACACUACAAUCAACCAUUAGGAAAAUGAAGGAUAGAAGACUCACAGUUCUCAAAUCACACCAGUCCAGGCUUCAGGAUUCGGGGACAAAAUUAGAACUGAUAACAAAAGAAAACAAGAAAAUAUUAAAAUCCAAUAAAGUAUCGGAUGUUACAAGCUACAAAUCAGAACUAAAGGAUUUCAGAGACAUUCCUACAGAGGUUGAUGUAAAGAUUCCUUCCUUAAAUAGCAACACAGUUCAGGGGAGAGAACUCAGCAUAGAAUUAGGAAAAUAUAGGGCUACACUGACACAAACAUCCAUAUCAAGUCUGACAGAUGAUGUCUCCAUUUUAUCUGUUAAAAAAUUAUUGGAGAAAACUAAAAUUAUUGCCACCAUUCCUUCUGGAAUAAAACCUUUAGGUGUCAUUACCUGUAUUGGAUUCAAUGAAGUUUGGGCUUUUGGUGAAGACAAAUUCAUAAGACGUAUUACCAUGCAGGGAUCUUUAAAGGACAAGAUCCUCACCAACUGUGAAAAAGGUCCAGCUGAUAUUUCGGUGACCAGGCAGGGAGAACUGAUAUACGGUGAUAAUAACAGCAGAACAGUGAACAUUGUCAGACAGGGGAGGAUAGAGACUCUGACUCUACCUCUGGGAUGGGUUCUAUGUGGACUAUGCUGUACCAGAUCAGGAGACUUUCUAGUUAGUAUGCACACUGCUGAUAAAAGUCAUUACAAAAUUGUCCGCUAUCAUGGACAAACGGCAAGACAAGAAAUAGAUAAAGAUGACCAUGGACAAAAUAUAUUUAAAGGUGGGGAAUUGGGAGUUUAUGUAGAGGAAAAUAACAAUAGUGACAUUUGUGCCACUAAUUCAAAUGCCGAAACAGUGAUCGUGAUGAACAAGACAGGAAAAGUCCGAUUCCGUUACGACGGUACACCAGCCAGGAGGAAGAAUCCAUUUUAUCCUGCAUACCUUGUGACAGACUCACUGAGUCAGAUCAUUAUAACUGAUUUCAAAAACGCCUCUCUUCAUAUCUUAGAUAAAAAUGGACACUUUCUCAAGUGUGUUGACGAUUGUGGACUAGAGAAUCCUGUUGGACUGAGUGUGGACAGGGAGGGGAGGUUGUGGGUAGGGUGUUUUAUUUCGGGUGAAAUAAAAGUGAUCCAAUACCUGGAGUAAAAGAAUCAUCCCCUGUGAUGCAUGUAUACGAGGGUUGUAAGAAAAGUUCGCGGACAAGUUCUUCUGUGAACGUGCUUUUUAAUG
Messenger RNA from Saccostrea cuccullata (small rock oyster), 1841 nucleotides. RefSeq lists its product as uncharacterized. Bases 102 to 1757 code for a protein of 551 amino acids. The record is from RefSeq and is a predicted model, not a curated record. NCBI's taxonomy places the organism in Eukaryota, Metazoa, Mollusca, Bivalvia, Ostreida, Ostreidae. The transcript is spliced from 2 exons. Gene Ontology annotation, molecular function: zinc ion binding.